This is a messenger RNA of Fopius arisanus, 1837 nucleotides long. RefSeq names its product ras-like protein 1 (gene Ras85D). The transcript has 5 exons. NCBI's taxonomy places the organism in Eukaryota, Metazoa, Arthropoda, Insecta, Hymenoptera, Braconidae. Gene Ontology annotation, molecular function: GTP binding; GDP binding; GTPase activity. Gene Ontology annotation, cellular component: plasma membrane. Gene Ontology annotation, biological process: epidermal growth factor receptor signaling pathway; Ras protein signal transduction. The coding region runs from base 559 to 1143 and encodes 194 amino acids. The record is from RefSeq and is a predicted model, not a curated record.
CUCUUUGAGUACAACACAAUUAGACGAUUUCGUAUGACUGUUGCGUGAGCUCCAAUCACUAUUUCUCCGCAUCGGUGAAUAGUUUAUCUCCUUUAAUCGUGCAUUUUCAUCACUUAAUUACACUUUAAGAAUUCACUCUGAUACAUGUGGUUGGCAGGAUGCUUAGAUAGUUUUUUUCCGAUUGUUGGGGGCUUGAUAUCAUCAAAAGUUAGUCGAUUCGUUCUCAUUGAAUAGGGAAUAUGUGCGAGUGAAUGUGAGAAAGUACACGAUUGCGCUCCCCCCCUUUUUUUUUGUUCAACUUGUGGAGUUAUUUAUUCGAGGGAGUUUGUUGGUGUAGGUUGACGUCUGAGACCAGAUGUUUUGGCCUUCAGUGACUCACAGUGGAUCACAUUUGUGUUAAGAAGAGUUGUUGGCAGUCCGGGGCUUAAUAGCGAAGUGCAUGUGUGAAAUGCUGGCUCUGGUGUAACUUAUAGGGGAAUGGUGAUGAGGAACUGGUGAGGAUUUUCAAGAGGUCUUUGCUAAAAGAUUUGUUAUUGGGAGUUACAUUACACGGAAAUAAUGACGGAAUAUAAACUAGUGGUUGUUGGGGCUGGUGGUGUCGGCAAAUCAGCUCUUACUAUUCAACUUAUUCAAAAUCAUUUUGUCGAUGAGUACGAUCCAACGAUAGAGGAUUCAUAUAGAAAACAGGUUGUUAUUGAUGGGGAGACUUGUCUUCUGGAUAUUUUGGAUACCGCUGGACAGGAGGAGUACAGUGCAAUGAGAGAUCAGUACAUGAGGACCGGGGAGGGAUUUCUCUUAGUUUUUGCAGUUAAUUCCGCGAAGAGCUUUGAAGACAUAGGAACAUACAGAGAACAAAUCAAAAGGGUGAAAGAUGCAGAGGAGGUACCCAUGGUAUUAGUCGGUAAUAAAUGUGAUCUACAACAAUCGUGGGCUGUGAAUAUGUCACAAGCGAGAGAAGUUGCGCGUCAAUAUGGUGUACCGUUCGUUGAAACAUCAGCCAAAACACGAAUGGGUGUAGAUGAUGCUUUUUACACAUUGGUACGAGAAAUACGAAAGGAUAAGGAGCACCGGGGAAAAGAGAAGAGAAAACGUCAGAGAGCCGGUAAUUCAGGACGCAGGAGACCCAGAUGCUGUCUCCUAUAAGUACAAUUACCAGUUGUUCGUCAUUUGACACUCAAUCACAAAGAAUUAAGGAUGAAAUCAUGCAAGCUUUAAAGAGAACAGAUGAGAAAUCGUGGAGCACGUGUUUUUUCUGUGAAUCAAGGGAUUUACCAAAUAUGCAGUUUUUUCGUGGCUUGCCUCAAAUCCUCCAACAUCUUAAAGGAUUCAAACGAAAUUCCGCACAAUUUUUUCUAUCGAAGUUAAAUAAUCGAUUAGGUAUUUCCACGGUUUUUGUGGACGGGGAUUUUUCAAUUCAGUACACGGUGGACAGUGGUGAAGAAUAGCAAGACCAAGGUCUGUGAUUUUAAGAGAGAUAACGGAAUUAGGCUUGAGAUAUCUUUCGUAGAGUGGAAUCAGAGUUGACAAAAAGGUAUUUACAAGAAUUUCAUAAUUUCCCUUAAGUUCAGAGAUAUUUAUUUGAAACUUACCUAUUAAUUGAAUCGACUCACUCUUUAUCACUUUGCUACUGACUUCGACUUAUAUGUUGUUAUUUGUAUACAAAAAUAAUGAGCAGAGUGUCGAGAUCGAAGUUCUUCAAAUUUUGAUGUACGUUUUCUGUAUUUGACUAUUAAAAUGGCGAUGGUAUCUCGCAAUUAAAAUCAGUAUCUGGUGUCGUAUAUGAUACAAAAGAUAAUUAAAUUUGUAUUUCUCAUUGUUAUACUUCGAAAGUUAAAUA